This is a messenger RNA of Tripterygium wilfordii, 1669 nucleotides long. RefSeq lists its product as uncharacterized. The record is from RefSeq and is a predicted model, not a curated record. Gene Ontology annotation, cellular component: nucleus. Gene Ontology annotation, biological process: regulation of DNA-templated transcription. NCBI's taxonomy places the organism in Eukaryota, Viridiplantae, Streptophyta, Magnoliopsida, Celastrales, Celastraceae. The transcript has a single exon. The coding region runs from base 276 to 1610 and encodes 444 amino acids.
UAUAUUUUGUGAGGGAAGCUAGAGAGUAUCCCCAAAGAGUGCCAAGUACACUAAUAAAAGAAAAAUAGAGUGCCAAGCACACUAAUAGAGAAAAAUAGAGUGCCAAGUACACUAAUUAGAAAAUAUAUAUAGAGUGCCAAAUACUGGAUUUCAACUACCAAAGUCUCCAUAACAGAAAUUCCCUCCACAUUGACAUCUCUCUUCUUGCAAAACAAGCGGAAACUCUCUAUAAACCCAUUAUCUCUUUCUCUCUCUCUGUCAAUCUGUGUUGAAAAAUGGCUGAAGGACCUCCAGGACAUGGAAACAGAGCACAAGAAGUGAACCCUGAAGAUCUUGAAGCUUCCAUGCCUGUAAGAGAUCCUUCAAAUGUUGUUUCUCAGCCUCCUCCUCCACUUCAAGAACAGCCCAAAUCUGCUGUUGAACUGAACAAGACUCCCCAAGAACAAGCCAUUGAUGAAACAAAAGAACCAGAAAAGGAAGAUAAGGUAGAAGAAGAGGAUUUCAUCCCUUAUUCUGAUGAUGAUUACUAUUAUCCUGAUGAAGAUGAAGAAGAAGAAGAGGAGGAGGAAGACGAAGACCAACCACAACAAGAAGAGGGAAAAGGAGGAGGGGGAGUAGAAGGAGGCAAUUCUUCUGAUGAGAAAGGCAAGCAACUUUAUUCAACUGACUCAUUUACAUUCAAUCCAACCGCGUUUGAGAUGAUUAAACGUCCUUACAAGGACAUUGAAGAAUCGAGUAAUCCACCAGAAAGUGCGAAAAAGAUGAAGGAAGAGUGCUCUGCUAGUGAUGAAAAAGACCCUUUUCUUGAGGGGUUAAUGAUUGAUGUAAAUGGUGAGAUUGCAUUCUUGAACAACCUCAUUGAGUAUCACUCAAGAAAUAUGGUAUACCCAUUUGAGGAUUUCCUUGCUUUGGAUGAUUACAUCAAGGAAUGGCUUAAAGUUGAUGUUCCAAAAGAUAAAUUGAUGGAGAAAAUUACUUGGCUGAAGAGGAAGUACAUGGAGGAAGCUGGAAAGAUUACUGCUUUCAGACCCCGAGAGGAAGAGGCGAUUGAAUUGUGCAAGAAAAUAUGGGGUACUUCUGAUGAAAGAGCAGCAGGAGGUGAUUCUCCAAUCAUCAAUCUGACAUCCCUGAUUAAAAAUCAGUCUGAGGGCAAUUUUGAUUUCGAUGAGGGCGGUACGGUGAAGGUGAAAAGAAUGAAGGAGAUGGGUGCAACCAGCGGGGACAAAGAUCCUGUGAUGAAGUUUCUCGAGAGGUUAGCAGGAGGUGAUGAUGUAAAUGCUGAUGUUUCAUUCUUGAACGAGCUUAUUGAAUACCAUUCGAACAAUCUGAUAUACCCAUUUGAGCACUUCAUUGCCUUGGACGAUUUCAUCAAGGACUGGCUUAAAGUUGAUGUUCCCAAAGACAAAAUGAGGGAGAUAAUUGAUGGGUUGAAGAGGAAGUAUGGGAAGGAAGUUGGCGAGAUGGGAAAGAUCACUGAUUUAGGACCGCAACAGCGGAAGGCAAUCGAGCUGGUUAAGAAAAUAUGGCCCGAUGAGAUCGGAACUCAGACAAAGGAAGACGAAGAUAUUAAGGAGAGUCCAAAAGAUGGAUCGGAGCAUGAUUCAUCUUAGGAGCCAUCCUUAAAUACUUCAAUGAAGCAUUGCAAUUUGCAGGUGAUUUGAUGUAAGUC